AUGUUCCGAGUUCUCUUAGCUACAGCCUUAUUUGGAGCUGCUUUAUGCAACAUUUGCACCGAUGAAACUGGCAAAUGGUCAUUCGGAAUUGCUGACGGCCUCAAGGAUUUCUAUCACGGUGGUGCUCCAUUGAACAGAAGCAACAACUGCUUCGAAGGAUGCCUGUACACUGCAACUGUUGUUCAGAACUUCAAGGUUAAACUCGCCGGUAACACAACUUCCAACUCUGAACAACGUUACAUCACACUUGAAGAACGUUUGAACCGCUUACAAGCUGAUGAUCAGGAUCCAAAUAAAGAUUCCUGUGUCAGUGAUUCUCUUCGUGCCAGCAUUGCCAAAGCCAUCAGCUCAGUAUCAGAUAAUAGUUGCAAGGGAGUUAUCCGUGCUAUCCAAUACAAUGUCAACCGUCCAGGAUGGGUUUUCAACUGCGUAGCUCUUACCGGAGGCUCUAUCGACUCCAUCUUCCAAGAUGAUAACUUCUGUGAUUACGACGCUGUUGUAGGCAAAGUUCUUUACACCUUGAGAUUAGCUCUCAUUGAUACUAACUAA
Messenger RNA from Auanema sp. JU1783, 549 nucleotides. NCBI's taxonomy places the organism in Eukaryota, Metazoa, Nematoda, Chromadorea, Rhabditida, Rhabditidae. The record is from the annotation of a GenBank genome assembly.